UACCUGAUAAUAUCAGCUGAAAAACCCGGCUUGUAGUCAAAACCCUCUACUUACUGUCUUUAGUUGCUUCUCCACGUCUGUCCUAAAUAAUCCCAGUAGCCAUGUCCGCCGCAGCCGCCAGGUUUUUCCUUCGCUCCACAGCCAACCGAACUGCUGGGCUUGCCUCUGUAUCCAAGUCCUGUCUCGGAAGCAAACGAGCAUUUUCUCCAUUCCGUAUCUCGAAGCAAAGUCCCCUGUCACACCGCAUUUUCAGGUCACCGGUGGAAAUGAGCUGCUGUGUGGAGACGAUGCUUCCAUAUCACACUGCGACUGCUUCAGCCUUGCUUACUUCAAUGCUCUCCGUCUCUCGCUGUAGCUAUGGUUGGACCCCUGAAGGGCAAUGCAAGCCUAGAUGAAGAGCAAGCAACCAAAGAUGCAGUCAUUUGGAUUCUUUUCUAAUAAACUUUUUUAAAGUAUUGGCUCUUUUUUCUUUGUUUUUUUUUUCUCAAGAAAGUAGUUAACUGAGGAGAUGACUCUUCUGGAAAUAAUGUUGACAGUUGAGAUAUUGAAUUCUAUCGAGGGGUUUUGUGAAUUUUUUUCUGUUCCUAUAUCUCCUCUUCUUUAGACAUUGGAAACAAAUUAAGCUUUUGCUUCAGCAAUUUUUAUGUCUGUAGCCAUUGAACUAGAUUUUUCUGCUGUAGAAGGCUCCUUUGUGAAAAGGACCACAAACCCCUAUCUGGUUCAAAGAUAAUUGUUAUACAGAGAAUUUGCAUUUUUCCA
Manihot esculenta (cassava) is the source of this 759-nucleotide messenger RNA. Its product is annotated as protein NUCLEAR FUSION DEFECTIVE 6, mitochondrial. The record is from RefSeq and is a predicted model, not a curated record. Lineage: Eukaryota; Viridiplantae; Streptophyta; Magnoliopsida; Malpighiales; Euphorbiaceae. Gene Ontology annotation, cellular component: mitochondrion. The transcript has 3 exons. The coding region runs from base 102 to 395 and encodes 97 amino acids.